Lates calcarifer (barramundi perch) is the source of this 1764-nucleotide messenger RNA. RefSeq lists its product as uncharacterized. The record is from RefSeq and is a predicted model, not a curated record. Bases 138 to 863 code for a protein of 241 amino acids. Lineage: Eukaryota; Metazoa; Chordata; Actinopteri; Centropomidae. The transcript is spliced from 5 exons.
CUGUGUUCCAGUGGUACAAACAAUACACCAACUUCAACCUCUGUGGAUUUAAACUUGUAAGUCUCAAGACCCUGACAGGCCAGGGACUGAAAUUCAAGGAGAGCAGAUAUUUUAUUUACAAAUCAAGAUGGCUCCAUAUGGUUUGUUGCACCCGCUACCCUCAGUCUGCUUUGAAGGAAAAUCUCAGUUCUCUAUCAGUCAAGACCUCCGCCUUGCAAGAAGCAAGUAUUUUAAGCUUCCUAGACACUGAGAGCCAGUGCAGCGAUGUGUGGAGCAUCAAGCCACCGGAUUUCUCUCUUAAACUGUACAGAUCUGUGUCGGUUCCUCAAAAGAAAGAAAGAAAGGUUUGUGCAAAUCCAGCAGCAAACCACCAAACCACUGAAACAAAGAGGAGAACUGAACUAAUUCUACCUAAUGUUUUACAUGAGAGUUUCAAGAGGAAAGACCCUCCAAAGUUCAUCACACUGUACAGGCCUCCUGACGCUCUGGAGUCUGAGCUGAUGUUUGUCAAGAUGGGAAAGUAUCCUCCUGAACCGUACAAGAACCCAAAACCUCAUAACUUCAGACCACUUGAUGAGGAGCUUCCAGACAUAGUAACUACAUAUGACAGAGAUCCUGGCAACCUGAAUUUAAGAUUGAAGACUCUUGUUUCCCAUAAUUACAGUUCAAGGGACAGCAAGACAAGGAUGGACACACAUAAACCUGCAGAACCUAAAUGGGAUGCGAGACUCAUACUCCCUCAGCCGUCCUGGCCUCCAAAAUCAGCUUCCUAUACUAGACACCGGCGAAGAAGAGGAGCGUACAGUGCAUUCCUGGACCGGGUGGAAGAGAAACUCUCAAGAUCCUGGAAAAAUAGAUCAUGACUCUCUCUCUCUCUUUUAGAUCAAGAUUUCAUUUGUUUUACAUGUGUAUAUUUGUAUUGUCUAGUGUAGUGUGAUGAAUGAAAUCAAUAUAAUAUGUUCAUUUGUACAUACAAAAAAGUGAAUAUUUGACAAAAAGUCUGAAUAUUGCAAAUGUUUUUAUGUUCAGCUGAGGUAGAUAUAAUCAUAUUUUCCACAUGGUUUUCCAUCAUUUGAGGUUUGACUGGAGCUCUUUUAAUUACAGUGCCACUGUCUGUUUAUCUCGAAAAAUUCCUACAACAUUUUGAUGGAUAUUUGACAGUAGGCAACAGGGGUGUAAAACUAGAUACACUUGACACGAUAGUUGUAAUGAUAUAAUACAGUACAACAGUGAGGCUUUAGGAAAUAAAUCAUAGGGUAUCAAGAGUAUGAGAAUGUUUAAGGAUCAUAUCAGUUUUAGUUCAUUUACUACAAGUCACAUCUGCUUUACAUUACAGCACAUAUCAUUACCGCUCUUUCAAAUUUUCUGAAUGUGUUGUUGUUAUCUAGGAAGGUAGCUACAUGAUUUGCAUUAAUUUCAAUAUAUUAUAAAUAGAACACAAGACAUUUUAACAACAUUUCAACUGUCAAAGUCAUGUCAUUGUUGAGUUGUGAUGAUAAACUGAGAAGGAGAUGGCAGAGAUGGCAUGGAACAUGAGUGACUGGUGUCAUGAAGAUCACAGCACCACAUCAUGAAGCCCACUGGUCCACUGACAGCUGCUCACUUGGUACCCCAAGAAUUAUAAACACGUGAGGCCUGCACAUGUUUGAGGCAUAUCUGUAAUAGCUGCACAUAUGUGUUUAAUGAGUCAUCUGUGCAUAACUCGUGGACUAAAUAUAAAAUGAAAGGAAUAUCACUGACUGCAUUAAACCACAUGAUCCACGG